GGCGGGGGGACGGGCCUGUGCUCGUGGGGGUACCCGGAGGGGCCGCGGUCCGGCCCCUCUUCUCCUCGCGGAAGACAGGUUAGGGCUGGAGUGACAGAGCCAGGAACGGCUGCCCGGGGGCCUGGCGCUGUGGGGUUGUGCUAACCCCUCCAAGGAGCCCAACAUGGAAGAGUUUAAAGAUGCAAGUCCACCUGAAGAGUUACUUGAUCACUUAAAACUUUCUGAUCAGAGGUCUUCAGAGGCUGGCCUCAAAGAUGCACAGAAUCCCCAAAAUGUUGAAAGCAGAUCCACCCCAUCUUCAGCCAGAGAACCCACGACAGCAGAUGAGUGUUUCCAUGACUGUCACGACUCCUUUGAGGCAGAGGAACCUACGUUGGAUGAUGAAGGGAAUUUACAGAAUGAUGAGAAUAGCUCAAGAAAGCAGACAGAACUUGAUGAAGAAUACUUACUAGAACUAGAAAAAGAUAUGCCAGAGGAAGAAAAGCAGAAAAGAAGAAAGGAGAGCACAAUGCUGAAGGAGAAAGGAAAUGAGCAGUUCAAGAAAGGAGACUACAGAGAGGCAGAAGACUCUUAUACGAAGGCUCUGCAGAUUUGUCCAGCCUGCUUCCAAAAAGAUAGAGCUGUUCUGUUUUCAAACAGAGCUGCUGCAAAAAUGAAACAGGACAAGACAGAAGCUGCCCUAAGUGACUGCAGCAAAGCAGUGGAAUUAGAUCCUAAUUAUAUUAGAGCUUUGCUCAGGAGAGCAGAACUAUAUGAAAAAACAGAAAAACUAGAUGAAGCUCUGGAAGAUUAUAAGGCAAUCCUAGAAAAAGACCCAUCAGUUCAUCAAGCCAGAGAAGCAUGCAUGCGAUUACCUAGACAAAUUGAGGAACGGAAUGAAAAAUUAAAGAAAGAAAUGUUAGGCAAACUGAAGGAACUUGGGAAUUUGGUUCUCCGUCCCUUUGGCCUGUCAACAGAAAAUUUCCAGAUAAAACAGGAUUCAUCAAGUGGUUCAUACUCUGUCAGUUUUGUUCAAAAUCCAAACAACAACAGAUAACAUGAAUUCAGUCUAGUUCUGCUGGCUUUCAGGCUUCGUGACCGUGUGCUUGCACGUACCAGUACAAGGAUUCAGCGAACAUUCUUCAUGCUCCCCAACUGAAGACAAGACUCGAGCAUAUUCCUUUCCCUGCUUAAUUAUUCACAAUGUGGACAUAAAGCAAGUCCUUUGCCUUCUCCUAGUGAUAACAGUGUCUGGUGUGUGAUUUAUGUUUUUAAAAUGAUUUUUCCUUCCCUUGCGGUGUUUGGCUUGUCCAGCGGUCAGGUUCACUGUUUUGGCCCAUUCAGUGCUGGCAACAAAAUUCUAGCAAGCAAUUCAGUUGAGUCGAAAUGCUCACGUACCUGCAGCCAAGAACAAAGCCUCCUGGUGUCUUGGGGCAUUACUGAAUCUAGCAGAAGCGCUUCUCCACACUGGGCAGGUGGAUGCGACUGACAGCAUGCAUGGAAGCAAGCCAGCCUCUUCUAUGGAAUAAUUCUUUGUAAUAAAGGCUCGCUAUUUCG
This is a messenger RNA of Cuculus canorus (common cuckoo), 1536 nucleotides long. RefSeq names its product tetratricopeptide repeat domain 1 (gene TTC1). The record is from RefSeq and is a predicted model, not a curated record. Gene Ontology annotation, molecular function: protein binding. NCBI's taxonomy places the organism in Eukaryota, Metazoa, Chordata, Aves, Cuculiformes, Cuculidae. The transcript has 8 exons. The coding region runs from base 164 to 1036 and encodes 290 amino acids.